Salvia hispanica is the source of this 1185-nucleotide messenger RNA. RefSeq lists its product as uncharacterized. NCBI's taxonomy places the organism in Eukaryota, Viridiplantae, Streptophyta, Magnoliopsida, Lamiales, Lamiaceae. The record is from RefSeq and is a predicted model, not a curated record.
UCCUAUAACACAGUACGAUUUGAGGUCGGCUACUCUCACAAUGUAGACUAGACAUUUAUCUACCCGUUGUAAGUGCUCAACCAUCUUCCAUUAAUGACACUUGAGAUAUUAGUGUGGCUCUUGUAUAUAAGCUGGUCGAACCAUAAGCACAAAUAUUGUCUACGUCCUUCAUAUUCUAUGCAAAAUGUCCCUCCAAGUUCCUCAGCAAUCAACCUUCUUCUACCGAGGGAAAUGGUGUCGUGAAAUGGAUACCCUUCUCCUCUCGACGUUGAUCAAUUUGAGGAAUGGUCGGGAUUGGGAGGAUGGUAACGUGCCAAAUGAAGUGAUCUGCAAUGUCCGGGGAGUUAUAAAUUCUCCCUUUGGAUCUGAUCUAUCGUCCGAAGAAAUAUCGGUUCGAGUGAAAGUGCUGAAGGCUCGGUACACCAAAUUUAAAAAAUUGAUCCCCACGACCGUAGUUGUGGGGCAUAUGGAGGACAAGGUGGUGACUGCCGACGACUCCGUUUGGAAGGAUAUUUUCAAGUUGGAUUCUACCGCCGGCGCAUAUUAUUAUCGUGACGAGCCGGAGAUCCCUCUUCUUGCCUCAUUAUUUGGGUUAUCUGACGUCAAAAUAGAGUUCCCUAAUGAGGUGAUAACCCUAUCAGACACCACUGAGGUUAUCGUGCUCAGUGAUUCAGUGGUACCCGACGCACCAAGACGGGGGAACCAAUAUGAUUCACCACCCGAUUCUGAUGAAGUAACCUCACCGAUGCCGGCCGCAUCUGGUCAUGUGCGGCGUAAGCUUUUUGAUGGUGGUCUUCCAUGCUUCGAUGUGGUCUCCUCUACCAGGUCUCCUACCCAUUUUAAACCAGUGCAGAUGGGUAUGUUCUCUUCCCCUAAAGGGUCAUCGUGUGCAUCAUGGAGUCCAUGCCCGAAAGCCCGUAAGACAGGCCCGUCGAUCGACGGAUAAUGUUGCAUUCCAAGAGAAGCUACGUUAUCAGUAGGGGCAUGCCAAUGGUCUUUGUGUUAUCAUUGCUUUAGCUCUAUUUUGCAAGGAAGUUAUUGUAACUCUUUUAUUUCUAUUGUUAUGGGUAGGGGCCAUCGAAGUAGUAUUUUGGUGUCGUUGAUGUAUGUUUGCUGUUCGGAAGUAUGUACUGUUUUGCUUGGGAUGUAGGAUUAAUUAAUAUUAUUUAGUUUGUGUUAUGUUUA